AUGGCACCGCCAAAGCAAGAGUUCCAAGAGUCGCUGAAGCACAUGAGACAAGGUGGCAGCGCACGCCAAGGCGGCUCAGCCUCAGACAGGAAGUCGCGCGUGAGAUUUGCUUUGAGCGAGGCGCAUCUUAGGCGAGCCAGGAAACACAUGGCUGAAGCCCGUUGUGUAGCUCUCUUCCGCGACGAGCGCAAGGGGCGGCUGCUGGUCCGGUAUCGCGCAUGCCUGGGUGACGACUUCACUGUCGUCAGUGGAGUGCUGGGGUUGAGACCGUGUGAGGGAUCUGGCGAUGAUCUCUCAAAGGUCACAAAGGUGAUUCUCACAGACUUUUGCACUCCUCACCAAGGCCUUCUGCGGAACUGCGCCUUGCCAGACCAAGAGAAUGUAGAUCCUGCUAGUCUGGAAAUUGAAAUCCGCAAGAAAGUCACCAUGGUCGUUUCAGAUGCAGCCGCUGCAGAGCUUGUUUCAGGCGAUAUCCUACGGGGACGCAGAGCCUAUGCAUGCAGUGGCCAGCUGCAAGCGGAUUUCCCUAACAUUCGCAUCGUGGGCCGCGACAUUGCGCACGCGAGCACCAGGUUGUUGAAGAGACCCCUGUGCCACCAUGAGACACUUAAGAGUCUGACAUCUGAAUUCGUCACUGCUUCUGACAGCUUUUGCCAGAAGGUGUUUCAUUCAAAUGUGUUCAAAGGUUGGUGGGCCGAGGCGCUAUUACACAAGGAGGAUGAAGAAUUCACCACUGGCAGUAGCAUCAGCGCAGCUAAGCAUCGGUUCAGCUCAUACGCUCUCCCACUGGGACGUUUGUGCCGGAACAGUGUGGCGAUGGUGGCUGUGUGCCAACGCAUUGAUGCGAUGAGGGGUGAGAACGCGCUAUGGGCUGGGAAGCUGUUGAGGAAUUUGACUGGGAGAAAAAUGCUGCUUUUAAGCGUGUGCGCGGACGCAGCGCACACAAGUCUGGAUUUCACGCGGUUUGCAGAUGAGGAAUCGUCUGACAUCGCCCAGCUGAAUCAGGAAGCAGAUAAAUUUUGCAGGACAAUUCGCACUCUUUUUGUCGAUGGAAGAGUCACUGAAUUGCCUACCUUCACGAAGGACAUGAUCGACACCCUGCAAAGAGGCGACCUGACUGUCAUGCUGGAUCGAUGCCCUCGCGAAAUUCGCAUCACUCAGGAGGACAAGGUGUAUGCUUUGAAGGUCAUGCAGGAAUGGGCUGUUGCAGCAGAAGCCAGUGUGGAAAGUGAAUUUCCCAGUUGGCACUUGCUGUCUUGCUUUUCAGUUUUCAAUUUGCAAAGCCGUCGCGACUCUCGCCAGCAGGAUUCAUCGACUGUGAGGGCCUGUCUGAGGAAGUUAGCCAAAGCUUUCAAUGUUUGCCCUGAAGCCUUGCAAAAGCAAUAUGUUGGGCUCCUUCCUGUUGCCGAGGCGUUGCACAAACAAGGGUCGAUGGUCAACCGAGCGGCCUGGACAGAGGCGAUUCGAAGAACAGUGUCGAGGCAAAAAGUUCGAGAACGACACGCGCCGAAGGAGCUCUCCGAGGUCCUAUGCGGCUACUUCACAUGGUCCGCAAGCACUUCUGGCGUGGAGCAGCUCUUUUCCAAGAUCAAAAGAUCUCCGGUAGAGCUCGCUUCGGCGUCUGUGGACACCGACCGGCACUUGGCGAUCGUCAUGGGUGAUGAUGCGCAGGGAAUGAAGUCCGAUGAAGACACCCUCAUCACCGAAGCGCAGAAGCUUUACGUGGGCUUGCUUCGCUCGGGGAAAGCGCGUGCUUCUGCAAAGACCAGGAGGUUGGAUGCGGGCAGCAAACGGAAGUUGAGGCCACUGCCUGGCAAGAAGAAAACCGAGGCUCAAUGGCAUCGCCGCAGGCGUGCAGCAGUUGCGCGGGCGACCCGAGAUGACGCCGAGUUGGUGACCCCACCCAGGCGCGCUCCUGUCGAAUUGCCACAAAGCUUGCAGAAGGAGACGGACCGUCAAAGAACCCAGGCAGGCAAGCGCAAGGCAGAAGCAUUUCUGGAUGGGUACCUUCUGGACGAGGAGAUUACUGAUUCAGUCCGUCAGGUGGCCCGAGAUCAGUUGCGUGGAAACAAUGCGAGCGAUGCGAAGCGCCGGAAGGCGUGGACUACGUACGAAGAGACAAGAAUAAUGGCCAAUGAGAUGCAAACGCGCCAGUGGGCAUUGAGGGACCUGCCUACAAAUGUGUGGCUGGACAAGACUGAGCCAGGUUUGCAUCCGGCAUGGCAAGCUAUGUUGAGGCAGGAAUGCAGGGCCUCUGUGAGCUUUUGCACUGACCUGCGGCAAGGGCAGUUGUUUGUGGUCAAGGAUUUUGGCUCCGUGCAUCGGAAGGUGCGCCUCAUGGCUGCCCUCCGAGGAGGCACCAUCUUAUCCGGGAGCGUUUUGGAAGGGCGAUCUGGUGCAAAGGUCACCUAUAAUUCAGGCUUGAUGUUGCCGGUCGCGGUGUUCACGAGCAACGAUUUCAAGACACAAGAGCCUGGGAUGACCAUGAUUUUGCGGGAUGCCUGUUCACAUGGCUGGCAGGCUGUCGCUGUGGAGGGUCUCCGUGGAAGGGGCCGAAGACCAUCUCUGCAUUUGAAAGCUUCCUCUGAAAGAGUUCAGGGGGGUUCGGGGCGUCCUAGAUCAGACAAGGAUGUGCCAAAUGAUGCUCAGCGAGAGAUGGUGAAUGACAUCAACAACUUGUCCUCGAGUUGGCGAAGGCGUCUGGGUUUGCACCCGGCGCCAUCUGAUGAAGGGAUGAUCCGCCUAGUCUCUGACUGUGCGGGGUAUGGAUCGGAUUUGAUUGCCCUGAGAUUGCUGGGCUUGCAGAAGCGGGUUCAAGUGGUGAUGAUUUCGGAGGUUGCAAAAGACAAGCGGAUUCUGCACUCCAGCGUCGCUACUGCUUGUGGCUGGUCUGAUGGACAUGGCGAAUCAGUCAGUGAUAUCAUGACGCGAAAUGACCUGACCGCGCCGCGCGCGGAUCUCUAUGUUGCGGGGUAUCCGUGCCCUUCGUUCUCUCGGCUCGGUAAACGACAGGGCGCGCGAGACCAGCGCGGCUUUGUGACUUUGAAGGGUCUUAAAUACAUAGCGGCAUCCAGACCUAGAGCUCUAAUCUUGGAGCAAGUUUCCGAGCUGCAGCAGGCCAAACACAAGCGGGUUUGGGAGUUUAUUCAAAAAAUUCUUACCAGACUGAAUUACGCUUUUGUUUGGAAAGUGUUGAGCCCAAAGCACUUCGCGGUCCCACAAUCCAGGCCUAGGACCUAUGUCGUGGCUGUGGCCCGAGAAAGCCUCCGAACCAGGGAGCUGACUUUGCCUGCUGAAAGGCCUCAUUGCUCAGAUUUGCAUCACUUCCUUGACAAAACCGUGGUUGGAAGUGAGAAGCUGGACCUGCCAGUGUACGAGGAGAAGCUGGGCAGCCAGAUGUGGGAAAGGGGCUGGGUGCUGGACGUGGGAUCAUCGCCUUCGUUCCAACAUCCGCUCAAAAAUCUAUGCCCUUGCCUGACCAAGACAAGGCUACAACAAGGAGGCUACUACGUCACCAGACUGAGGCGCAGACUCCUGGUCGAAGAGGCGGGUCGCUUGCAAAGUGUGCCUCAGCAAGUGCUGAAGCAAAUGGUGCAGGCUGCGAAUGACGCCAAUCUGCGUCAGAGAGCUGUCGACGCAGCUUUGGGGGGACGGGAUGAGCGUCGCCGUCUUGAUGUCAGCCCUUGGCGUUGCAUUGGAUGGGUCGGGAAUGACCUCGACAAUGCAGCGGAAGAGAGAUUAUUGGCUGCGAGUGCCAUGUGGUAG
Messenger RNA from Durusdinium trenchii, 3765 nucleotides. NCBI's taxonomy places the organism in Eukaryota, Dinophyceae, Suessiales, Symbiodiniaceae. The record is from the annotation of a GenBank genome assembly.